AUGGAUCAGCUCUUUCAGGAUGCUGAACAGCAAAUACAGGCCCUCUACUCCACCAAUAACCAGGAGCAAGUCUCCGGUCUACUGAAGAGCUUGAGGGACCUACAAAGAUCAGAACACGGCCAGGCGUUGGCAGAUCAUCUUCUCCAGCUGCCCAACCUAAACUCCCGCUAUUUUGGCGCAUUGACCUAUGCGGUAGUCAUACAAUACCUUGACGAGGCGUCAGAAAGUCAGCUCAAUGGUCUCAUACAAUCCCUCGGCACGCAUCUUCAAAACUUCGCCCAAGAUGUAUCAGCAAUUGGUUCGAAUCUUCUCGUACUACGAAAGCUCAUGUCCGAUUUAGCACAAAUCUUCAUCCGCCACCCUUCCAGUCGAAAUCCGGUUUCAACAUUACUUGAGGCGGUCUCAGGUAACCAAUUUCACGACACAUUAUCAUUUGCAUCUUGCAUCUCCAGCCUUCCGGCAGAGCAAUUCAUCCUAUCGCUCUCGUUCUUCGCUAUUCUAAUUGAGGAUGCCACCAGGCUUAACGACUAUAAACUGGCAGUACACCCUGCUGUCAAGAUCGAAAUUUAUCCCUUGUUGAUAACGUGUGUCAAUUAUGUUACUCAUCUACACUCACGGGGCAACUUGUCAUAUGAGGUUGACUUAGAGAUGUCAAAGACACUAGCUUCAUGGAUGGUCUACAUACCAAACAUUGGUGGCGAGCUAAGGUUCUCUGCAGAUGACGUUGCUCCAAUCACAGAGUAUUUACUCUUUCAUAUAGAGGGUGACUGUGAUGUUAAUAACGAGAACAGUUUGCAGCUCAGCAAAGAGUGUAUGGCAGUAUUUGCAGAGAUACUAGAGAGCAACGCAGCACUUCUCUCUACCGAAACCAAACUGGUUUUGUAUCGCCGACUCUUCGACGACGGGGAAUGGGGCUCUAGUUUUUUGAACCAGGUUGUAUUUACAGAGCGCCGAGAGGAGUUCGAGGAAGAAGUGAAUUCGUACGUCUUUCUCGCGAUUGUUAUUGCUCAGCUAAACCUGAUAAGGUUAUCCAAGUCGAUUCUACAGCCUCAAACCCGAAACGUUCUCUCUAUUCUUUACAGGCUAACAGCCAUCGAAGGCGUUCCUUUUAUUGACGAAUCAAUCUCCGAACAAAUGCUCAUUUUCUGGGAGGAAUUUGCCAACGUCUAUGUUGAUCUGGAAGAUUUAGUCGAAGUUUUACUUGAGAGCAACAGCGACCCAGGAUUUGCAGAAGCUUUCAAUAAUGAAAAGCGCAGAAUUUUCGAUCAGGUAGCCAAGAUCUACUGGACCAAGAUCAGAAUACCAGAGUUUUCAGCGUAUCAGUCCAUGAAAUCCGAUUUCUUGAGCUAUCGCAGUAAUGUCGCGGACUUCUUCUUGAUCGUUUAUAACCUUUUAAAGAGUCCAUUUUAUGGCGAUCUAGCAAAUUUUGUGGCGGAGAAUGCAAACUCGAACCCCAAUGAAUCACAACUUGGCGAAAUCGAGGCAACGCUUUUUCUUCUUUACAAGAUCAAUGAUGACUCUUCCUACUACGAGUCACAGACUCGAGAGCUCAUACCCUAUUCCCGGGCUAUCUUCAGCAAUGGCAUUGCUCGUUCUUUUCAGCAACUUCCAACCUCCUUUGACUUGAGUGUCGUUCACACGUCUACCUUCUUGCAAUAUCUCAACUCCAACGAAUUUUUCUUUUCUAGCGAUGAAGGUUUUGAAUAUUUGGGAGAGGCUUUCAAUUUUCUUAUCCCCAUCAUUAUGAAGGGGGGUAAGCCACUUGCUUUUCUUGCUUCAAAGACUGUCACCAACCUUUGUGAACAGUGUAGUCAAAGAUUGCUCGAUUUUCUCCCAAGUCUAGAGCCAGUUGUGUUAGAAAUGCUCAAGAAUCCUGAUAUUGACAGCUUGGUGAGACUGCGGAUGUUCAACGCUUUUAGUGUCAUUGCCAGAAGUAUCAAGGACCUUGAAGAACACGCUAGAUUGAUCAACGGGCUUAUAACAACCAUCGCAGAUGCUGCUCACUCAAUGAUUGACAUCGCGAAAGAUGAAUUGAACGAAGAGCAAGAGGAAUACCUUGUUUCACUAAUCUCAUGUAUUGUCAAUAUCGCAAAAGGUAGCGGGCUACCUGAUGAGACAAUAGAUGACAUGUCAGAGGAAGAACAGGCUCAGUAUAAGGAGUUUUGGAUGGCUGAUCCACUUCAAACGAAGCAAAUGGUUCUUCUCAUUGUCCAAGAGCUUAGCAUGAAUUAUCCACCCCUUCGUCAAAAAACAAUCGUUAUAGAGAAGUCCACUCAAGUGUUCAAGGCCGGGCUCGGGGAAAAGUUGAACGGACCGCUAACUUUUGACGAUACGACAGUUGCGGACUAUGCAAUAAGCAUCAACAAUGUUCUCAACAAUCCAAACGCUAUUCCUUAUGUGUUUGCACUCAUUGAGUCCCUUGUGAAACUAAACUAUCGAGAGCUUCAGCCUGAGAUAGUUCAGGAGUUAGUCAGCAGGCUCCUCACGGAAAGAUUAGACUUUCUCAAAACCGACCCAGACAUGAUCAAAAGCGCCAUUGAUUUAGCAUCUAAAAUUAUAGAAUGCAAACCAGCAUUAAUCAUUCACACAGAUGCCUUCAUCAACAUAAUCCUUCAUUUUGCGCUCGACGGGUUAGAUGCAAAUGAGACAUUCAUUGUCAAAUCUAUCCUGAAAUUUUGGACGAAUUUCACGUCUUUGAAGAGAGGUACUGAAAGUGAUCACACGAGAAUGAACGAGAUUUUCCUCCAACAUCAACUUGGACCAGCCUUGACUCAACAUCUUCUUAAAGCGUUUUUAAGGGCACCUCGCUCAUCUCUUGAAAAUUAUUACAUGAUAUUCAGAGCCAUUAUUGGCAAGUUCACGGUCCAUAUCAAACAGUGGCUCAUCGACGCUCUUGCAUCUCCAGAGACAACAGCAGGAUCCAGAGUGAAAGAGAAAGACCUAGAAAUGUUUGUUCAUCGUCUUGUGGUGACACGGGGAAGACGUGCCGCAAAUGACGUGCUUAAAAAUUUCUGGCUAUUGGUCAAUGGUUUCGUGGAAUAUAACACGCAAACCUAUUAG
This is a messenger RNA of Candidozyma duobushaemuli, 3060 nucleotides long. It is a transcript of the gene PDR6, whose product is annotated as Pdr6p. The record is from RefSeq and is a predicted model, not a curated record. The transcript is spliced from 2 exons. Gene Ontology annotation, biological process: protein import into nucleus. Lineage: Eukaryota; Fungi; Ascomycota; Pichiomycetes; Serinales; Metschnikowiaceae. Gene Ontology annotation, cellular component: cytoplasm; nuclear membrane. Bases 1 to 3060 code for a protein of 1019 amino acids.